AUGAGUUCGCAAAAGCCCCUUUGGUACAGAUGGGCUAGAGUCUAUUUUGCAGGAGGCUGUUUGGUUGGGUUGGGAGUCGUACUUUGGUAUACAAUCAGACCAACAGAAGAGCAGCUAAUUGCCCUGUUCUCCCCUGAAAUACGAGCAGACUAUGAGCGGAACAAGGCAUUAAGAGAACAAGAACAGCAGAGGUUAAUGGAGAUUGUGAAGCAAACGUCAGCGUCGAAUGAUCCCAUAUGGAAAGCUGGACCUAUUGGAUCCCCAUUUGAAAAAACACAGCGGAAUUUGAAUAUGGAAUUGAUCGAUAGUGAAUUAUUCCAUAAGCAGCGCGCCGAAGAUGCUCAAAAGGCGGAAAUCCACAAAGGGGUGGAAAAGAAUGAAGAAGUUGAACGGUUGUUACAGGAAAAGAGGCAAAAGGAACAAAAGAACUGGUGGAAGUUCUGGUGA
This is a messenger RNA of Lodderomyces beijingensis, 447 nucleotides long. NCBI's taxonomy places the organism in Eukaryota, Fungi, Ascomycota, Pichiomycetes, Serinales, Debaryomycetaceae. The record is from the annotation of a GenBank genome assembly.